Toxorhynchites rutilus septentrionalis is the source of this 748-nucleotide messenger RNA. RefSeq names its product male-enhanced antigen 1. The record is from RefSeq and is a predicted model, not a curated record. Gene Ontology annotation, biological process: spermatogenesis. Lineage: Eukaryota; Metazoa; Arthropoda; Insecta; Diptera; Culicidae. The transcript is spliced from 3 exons. Bases 176 to 667 code for a protein of 163 amino acids.
CUUCUAUACAUCUUGCAACAAACAACAUUCUGAGGUUGUCAAAUUACUACAAAAUAAUCAAUAACAAAAUUUCAUUACUCGAAAAGAAAAGUCUAUAUUAAAAGGAAAUUCAUUAAAAGAUAUAGAAAGCUACUGCGUUCGUUUGCCAAUGUUCAUCUGAAGAUCACUUUUAAAAAUGGGACUUCCUGAUUUACCUGGCCAAAAUGAGGAUGAUGGAAACUUCUGUGUAGAUAACGAUAACGUCAUUAAUAUGGAAGUAACGACAGAUGAAAGUGAGAAUGAUUCAGCAGAAGAGAGUGAAUAUUUGGGAUACCAACCACUUAGUGCAAAUGAAGGAUUGGAUACAUUCGACGAUGAUGACGGAUCUGAAACAGCACAAACAACAAUUCUAGAAAACGUGCCAAAUUCAGCCAUGUAUCAAUACAACCCAGAGCUUUUUAAUGUAGAUGUUUGGAACGCACCAAGGCCAGAUGAACUAAGUUUUGAAAUUGAUACUGCAAAAGCGGAACAGAUCGUGAAUGUAAUGGCUGGAAUAAAUCUACCUAACUCAUCUGUUCCGGCGUGGGCCGAAGGUAUCCCUGAAGAGCGUUGGAAAGAGGCUUUAUUACAACGGAUUCGUCAACGACAUACCACGUGCACAAAUGAUGCUGGUAUUUUGGAGAAGUAGCCGUUAAUGCUAUUUCAUAUGUGAUAUGUUGAUGUGUUUUGUCAAAUGAAACAAAGUUUCAAUAAAAACAUUGGAAACAAA